Molecule: messenger RNA, 1842 nt
Organism: Saccharomycopsis crataegensis
Lineage: Eukaryota; Fungi; Ascomycota; Saccharomycetes; Ascoideales; Saccharomycopsidaceae
Exons: 1
Coding region: 1-1842 (613 amino acids)
Source: RefSeq, a predicted model, not a curated record
AUGAACUCUAGAGGACUUGGUGUUACCAAGAAUCGUGACCUAUUUCAAAGUGAUGAGGAAACUGGGUAUCUGCAGGUUGAUUUGAAUCAAGAGCAGGAGUACGGCAACAAUCAUCAUAACGAUUAUCAAUUAUCUCCUCCAGACUACGUUUAUCCAUUUGUCUCCCAACCCAAGUCAUACAAUAAACUUACCACCACAAUGAGCAAUGAUAAAUAUUCUGCGGCAAACAAGUAUAAUGACCAUUAUCAUCUUUACCAAUCAUCUCAAGAUGAGAGAAGUAGUAGCAAUGAAGACGAGGAUAGAGAUUAUGGGGAUUCAGAUACCAUUUUUGCUUCGGAAAUGGUGAGCAAUCUAUCAAACACUAAGGUCAAAUCAACAUUUUUACAGGAUAUCGUCUCCAAUAUCACCACAAAUUUGGAAUCCAGUGUUCUGGGUGAUCAACUUAAUCAAUUUUUUAACAUAUUAUCUAGCCAAAAUGAAAGCUAUGGACCUGACCAGUUGAAAGAAGCAGAGGUUUUGCAGAUAUUAAAUAACAAAGAGAAGUUAUGGCUUUCAAAGUUACAACAUAACAUAUCAACGCAUAAUAAAACUAUGAUUAAUGGUAAAGACCCUUCCAAUGUUAGAACUGAUAUUCUAAAUAACUUGAAUGAUUUAUUGCAAAUAUUUCAGCUUUUCCGUGUUUACUAUAGUAACAAAUUUCAUAAAACAAAGACAAUUCUACGAAGUUUUGACAGCUGGAAAUCCAAAAGAGAGGAAAUUGGCGAAAAAAUCCAAGAAAUUGAUAGGAACAUUAACUAUAGUGACAAACUUGAGCUAUUGGAAAAUGAACAUAACACGAUUAGCAGUGAAAUAGAAUCAUUAGAGAAUAAACUAGCAGUGCUAAAAAAUAAGAGACGAAUCCUACGAGAAGAGAUCGAUACAAGCAAUAGUGUUAUAGAAAGUGAAAAAUCGACAUAUAAACAUUCACUUAAGACAAUAGAGAGAGCCGAAAGGCAAGCCAUUGAUAGGCUCAUUAAGGAUCAUUUCGUUACAUUUGAUAGCACCAAUAAUGCUCCAUCUCAUGAACCGGCAUUGUCUGAAAGAAAUAUCGUUGAUAACUUGAAGCUUGCCUUUAGAAAGAUUUCCUCUAUCCCACAAGAAGCCAUAGAUAGUGCCUCAUUUUUGGAAGCUAUAAGAAUAGAAGGCAAAAAAUCGAAAAAUUCAAAGAAUUACUAUGGCCGAUGCGUACAAGAUUUUGAGAAGUUAGUAAAGUUGUGGACCGAUGUUUAUGAGUUCCUUGCAUCCAAAGAGCGGGCACUUCUUAAUAUUAUUGGUACUAAAUCAUCAACAACUAAGGGCAAUGAAAUAAUAAAGAUGAAGCUUCAAAGUAUUCUAGAAGAAAGUGCAUCGUUAUUGAUGGACAAGAUAAAUUCUGUCGAAAGACAGACUGAGACUGUUUCGGAAAUAUUUCAAAAGGUUUUAUUAAAUGAGCUUGAAGCAAUUUCAAACAGUUUAAAGCUUCUCGAUCCAAAUCAUAAAUCGUUACAGAAAAUAAGUAGAUAUAUCGAGGAUGAUGGUAUGGACACUGAAGUUCACGCAGACUUCAACAAUGAUGUUGCUGACGGUAUGGUUUCUUUGAAUAUAAAUGAUAAUAGUAUUUCGUAUAAGAAGCCCAUUGGUGUUGAGCGUCCUGUUACACCUGUCCUACCCCUAAAAUCUUCAUCCAGUUCUCCGCCUACUACAAGUUUUGUAACAACAUUUGCCUCAGGGCUAGGGAAAGGAACCAAUGGCACCAACUUUGGAUCAAGCUUUUCAUCAAAAUAUAAAGGUAAUAACUACAGUAAGCUAGUGAAAGAAGAUUGA